CACAUCAUCGUUUGAAUCCAUCCAACUAGUCGUCUGUCAUCCCUUCUACUUGUUCCUCUACCCUGCUCUGAUCACCUUUUUUCUUCUCACAUUUGCUUUUCUUGUCAUUUGAACUACUUCCAUUCAUGACAUUGCUCGGUCUCGCUACAUGGCCAAAGCGCUUGCCUUCGCUUCUACGCGCAGCAGCGGUACAUAAGCACACAGUGUUGGCCACACACAACAUUCAUGCUUCAAUGCUGCAGAGAAUGGUUGGCCCUUGUGCAACUAACGUUGUUACCCAUGCUUUCCGCAACGACAAGCGAAGUUAUUCUCAACCGGCGUUAGCGACUGAGGACGAGGAUUUGGUCAUACCCACUUCAACCGACCCAAACCAACAACAGAGUAGAAGAACCAGGAUCCAGGCAAAAAUUGCAGAAAUUGAUCAAGAACGACCAUUCUCUAGCGUACUGACCGACAACUUCUCAAGACAACACACAUAUCUUCGCAUAUCUCUCACAGAAAAGUGUAACCUGCGAUGUACUUAUUGUAUGCCUGCAGAGGGUGUAGAACUUUCACCUAAGGAUAAUAUUCUCACUACUCCCGAGAUCAUUCGUCUGGCGCGUUUGUUUGUAAAAGAAGGUGUGACCAAGAUUCGAUUGACUGGAGGCGAGCCCACUGUGCGAAAGGACAUCAGCGAGCUAGUUGAGCAACUGGGCGAGUUGCAACCACUGGGCCUCAAGACCAUUGCCAUGACAUCCAAUGGUAUUGCACUCAAGCGUAAGCUACCAUUUCUCGUUAAGAGCGGUUUAAAUUUACUGAACCUUAGUUUGGACACCCUUGAUCGCUUCAAGUUUGAGUUGAUGACUCGCAGGAAGGGAUUUGAGAGAGUCAUGGAGACUAUUGACGAUGCACUGGCAUUAGGGCUGGACCCUGUCAAGGUCAACAGUGUGAUCAUGCGAGGAACAAAUGACAAGGAAGUGCUGGAUUUUGUUGAAUUCACGCGGCAUAAGAAGGUUGACAUACGGUUCAUUGAAUAUAUGCCAUUUGGAGGCAACAAGUGGAAAGAGAAUAAGUUUGUACCAUAUCAAGAGCUAAUCAACAAUAUCCGUGCUGUCCACCCAACCUUUAAGAAGCUUGUAGACGAUCCUAAUGAUACAUCAAAAGCAUAUCAUGUACCGGGUUUUGCUGGUCAGGUUGGAUUUAUCACAUCCAUGUCAGAUCAUUUUUGCGGGACUUGCAAUCGCCUUCGUAUAACAGCGGACGGAAAUCUGAAAGUGUGUCUCUUUGGAAACACUGAAGUGUCACUCAGAGAUAUGAUACGUCAAGGCAAAACAGAUGAAGAGCUACGCGAGGUGAUCGAGAUCGCUGUCAAGAACAAGAAGAAGCAACAUGCUGGCAUGUCGAACCUUGUGCACAUGAAGAACCGGCCCAUGAUCCUUAUUGGCGGCUAGAUUGUUAUACAUAUAUAAUUAUAGUAAUAAUCAUAAUACUCAAUAAACCAUGUACUAUUUACCUGUGAUGGAG
Molecule: messenger RNA, 1503 nt
Organism: Lobosporangium transversale
Lineage: Eukaryota; Fungi; Mortierellomycota; Mortierellomycetes; Mortierellales; Mortierellaceae
Exons: 5
Coding region: 126-1430 (434 amino acids)
Biological process (GO): Mo-molybdopterin cofactor biosynthetic process
Molecular function (GO): metal ion binding; 4 iron, 4 sulfur cluster binding; GTP 3',8'-cyclase activity
Source: RefSeq, a predicted model, not a curated record